This is a messenger RNA of Hydractinia symbiolongicarpus, 648 nucleotides long. RefSeq names its product P2X purinoceptor 7-like. The transcript is spliced from 3 exons. Lineage: Eukaryota; Metazoa; Cnidaria; Hydrozoa; Anthoathecata; Hydractiniidae. Bases 1 to 648 code for a protein of 215 amino acids. The record is from RefSeq and is a predicted model, not a curated record.
AUGUCGUCUUCAGACGUUUCUGAUGUUGAUUGUCGAGAUCAAGUUCUUGAUUUCCAGUUUGAACCUAGGAAAACUCUCAAAUCACGGUCUGAGAGUGAUUGGGUGGAUUACGAAACAGACGAAGAAGUGGAAGAAAUAUCUUCCAAUUUCAGAACAAAUCUUGCUGUAAGCACGUGGUGUAAUUGUGGAAAUUGUACAUUAAAGCCCACAGAACGUGAACUCGAGUCCUUCGAUUCAUACGAGUUGAGUGAAUCUGGGUGCAUAAUAUCCUACGUAAAUUUCGCACCUAUUAUACUGCUAAAAGAAAAUCUUUGGACGGCUUUGGUUGGGAUGCAUGAUUGCGAAAGUUCUUAUCUACCUCCAAACUUGGAGGAAAGAAUACGGUAUUCGUAUUCUUUCCUCCAAGCUCCAAAAGACAAUGUCCCUAACAAGGCUUACAGAUACGCAGCUUAUCGGCAGUUUACAUGGUGGGUUCAUGUCCGUCUUGGUAAGUCGGUAAGAAGAGUUAUUCCGUCAUGUGUCGUUAAUAAGAUACGGGACACAUUUCCUGCACCUGAUAACAUCUACACUGGCUUUAAAGAUGGGAGAUUGGUGGACGAAAAUGAAUUGUCUUGGGGGCGACAAUGCCCAGAAGAUGGAAUACAAUAA